GAUAUAGCAUUGUGCAAAGCAUGGAUCAUGAUUGGUGAAGAUCCAGUGACGGGUACAGAUCAAAGUAUGGGUACAUUGUGGCAACGAAUUCAUGCUCAUUGGAUUAGGCAAUUGGGAGACAAGAUAACUGAAGAAAGAUCACACGGUGCUCUGAUGAACCGUUUUUCAAACUUUCAACGUGAUGUAAACAAAUUUUCACGAUACUACAAAAAUGUCCACGACAAUCCAAUCAGUGGUUACAACGAGUAUGAUAUGAUGAAUGCUGUUAGAGAACUAUAUGAACUUCAACAGAAAAAAAAAUUUAAAUACGAGCAUUGUUGGAAUGUUCUUCGGGAUUCGAAAAAAUGGCAGAUGCAUUGCAACGUUAACGAAAAUCCAACUAGACGACCAAUGAAAAGAGGUGUUGAUCUUGAUAUUAAUGAGCCAAGAAAUUGGUCGGAAUCGACUCCAACAACACCAGGUUCAUCAACUCCUACAGUAUCAACUCCAGGGUCGGUAAAUCUUGGUGAUGACGAUACACCAGUCGAUACCGAAGGUUCGAACAUGUGACGUCCCGAGGGACAAAAAGCAAGGAAGAUUCGUAAAAAGAAAACGCCAUAUCUUGAAGCAAGUAUUCUU
This is a messenger RNA of Cornus florida, 618 nucleotides long. RefSeq names its product glutathione S-transferase T3-like. The transcript has 2 exons. Lineage: Eukaryota; Viridiplantae; Streptophyta; Magnoliopsida; Cornales; Cornaceae. The record is from RefSeq and is a predicted model, not a curated record. The coding region runs from base 28 to 549 and encodes 173 amino acids.